CAGAAAUGAAGCAUCUGAGCUCCUAUUUUACCUUCGCUACUGCCAUUGCUCUUUUAUUUUCAUUUGAACCUCCUUCACUUGAUACUCCUGAAAAGUUUGUUCAAUGUUUUUACAACUAUCCCCAUAUCACCAACUCAAUCUCCAAUGUUCUUUACACCCAAACAAACUCUUCAUAUUCCUCUGUCCUAAAUGUUACCAUUCAAAAUCUUAGGUUCUUAAACAUAGUCUCAAAACCUCAAGUCAUUGUUACGCCAGUGAAAGUUUCUCAUAUUCAGGCCACCAUAAUGUGCUCCCAACGUCAUGGCCUGCAAAUUCGAACCCGAAGUGGAGGUCAUGAUUACGAGGGUCUCUCGUACGUUGCCGAGGUUCCCUUUGUCAUCAUUGACCUCAUAAACCUUCGAGAAGUCACAGUUGACGCAGAAAAUCAAACAGCGUGGGUUCAAACUGGAGCACACCUUGGAGAACUCUACUACAGGAUUUACGAGAAAAGCAAAACACUUGGGUUUCCAGCUGGUGUGUGCUAUAGUGUGGGCACUGGUGGCCACAUCAGUGGAGGUGGCUAUGGAUUCUUGAUGCGUAAGUACGGUCUUGCCGCAGAUAAUAUCGUAGAUGCUCAAAUAGUAGAUGUGAAUGGUAAUCUACUUGACAGACAAGCCAUGGGUGAGGAUUUGUUUUGGGCAAUUAGAGGAGGUGGUGGAGCAAGCUUUGGAGUCAUCGUGGCUUGGAAGAUAAAACUAGUUCCAGUUCCAUCAACUGUGACAGUAUUCAACGUUGAAAGAACAUUGGAAGAGAAUGCAACCGAGAUCUUUCAAAAGUGGCAGGUUGUGGCGAGUAAAUUGGACGACCGUAUAUACAUUAGGGUGGACAUGACAAAGGUACCCUCACGUGAAUAUGGAAAGAAGACAAUACAAGUCAAUUUUGUCUCCACGUUUCUAGGAGGUGUAGAAGAACUUGUUUCACUGAUGCAAAAGAGUUUACCGGAGUUGGGUUUGGACAGAAAAGACUGUACUGAGACUAGUUGGAUUGGCUCAGUUGUCUUCUUGAAUUCUCCGUGGAUUGUAACUACAACCCUCGAAGCCCCAGAGGUUUUGCUGAACAGAACUCAAAUUUAUUCAGGUUAUUUCAAAGCAAAAUCUGAUUAUGUAAUGCAACCUAUUUCUGUUGACGGAUUACGAGGAUUAUGGCGCUUUCUUUAUGACGAUGAGAUUGAAAAUUCCCAGGUUCAAUUCGCUCCUUAUGGAGGCAGAAUGUAUGAGAUUUCCGAAUCUGAACUUCCAUUCGCACACAGAUCUGGAUACAUAUUUCAUAUGCACUACGUGACCAUUUGGCAAACUGCAGGGGACGAGGCUGCACAAAGGCACAUGAAUUGGAUUAGAAAACUGUAUAAAUAUAUGGAACCUUAUGUUUCAAACUCCCCAAGAGCUGCAUAUGUGAAUUACAGAGACCUUGACAUUGGGGUUAAUAACAAUGGUUAUACAAGCUACGAUCAAGCAAGUAUUUGGGGUCUCAAGUAUUUCGGUAACAAUUUCAGGAGAUUGGCUACCGUGAAGACCAGGGUUGAUCCUUACAACUUUUUCAGAAACGAACAAAGUAUUCCCACGCUGUUGGACGAAGAAAUUUAAAUUCUCUAUAUAUCUAAAAUUCAAAUAAACUAAAUGUUGUGUUUUUUCAAUAGUAAUAUCUACCGUUCAAAUAAAAUAAUUUUUGUAUGUUU
This is a messenger RNA of Vigna umbellata (rice bean), 1714 nucleotides long. The record is from RefSeq and is a predicted model, not a curated record. Lineage: Eukaryota; Viridiplantae; Streptophyta; Magnoliopsida; Fabales; Fabaceae.